Molecule: messenger RNA, 321 nt
Organism: Drosophila albomicans
Lineage: Eukaryota; Metazoa; Arthropoda; Insecta; Diptera; Drosophilidae
Product: transcriptional regulator QRICH1-like
Exons: 2
Coding region: 4-297 (97 amino acids)
Source: RefSeq, a predicted model, not a curated record
UGAAUGAUUUUACUAAUAUAUUUUGACCUUUGUAAAACAGAUGCCAAUCCGUACAAGAAAAAGAAGUACGAACAGCUAGAAAACGAAGAGAAUCUACGGCGCUGUCCUGUGGCUCUACUGGAAUUCUAUAAAUCGAAAUGUGUAAAGACGCGCAACAAAGCUUUAUACUUCCAACCAGAUAUAUCUUGUGUGCCCGAUUCGCCCGUUUGGUACUCCUCACAGCCGCUUAGCCAGGAUGCAUUGCAGCGAAUGCUGCAUCGAGUGAAGAUGAUUCAUGGAAUCAACCAACCCUAUUGACAACUUAAUGUAUAGUUAGACAGA